GAAGCUGCUCGAAUUCGACCUCCCAACGGUUGCUUGGCCCAGCUCAGCUCAGCUGCCCGCCUGCAGUUACUGCAGUCGUUUCUGCAAGGGUUUAAGGAGCAGUCGUCGUCGUCGUUGUCUUCGUCGUCGUCGUCGUCAUCAUCAGCUGGAUUUAUUCUAUUGCCACUGUCGCAGGUUGUGCCAGAGCCCUUCCCUGCUUAUAUCCUCCCUGCUGAGCUCUGUCUGCACAACACAUCUCAACUCAGGCGCACUUCCUCCUCCCCCGGGUUCUUCUAUCUCGCUCUCUCUCCCUCUCUCCCCCGCUGCCCCUGUUCCCCAGGGUCGUCGUCCUCUGGCGCCUUCUCUGCCCUUCUCUUCUCUUCUCUUCUCGACUCGUCUCUUCGCUCAUCUGCCUUGCCUUUCACUCUCCUUCAUUCCACCGAGCUGACACCUGCAUCGCCUCUGUGACAGUCUUCUCCUCUGAGUCGUUCGAUCGAUUUUCUCCGUCGUGCGUCUCGGAAGUUUGUCUCUCUUUCUCUCUGUCUCCUCUCGUCCGUCGGUCGCAUCGUUCUCCGUAGUUCAGAGCUCAGGGUUGUACAGGUCGAUAGACAUUGCGGCCGGCUCCGCACGAGCAGCAGCAGCCAUGGCGAGCUUCGGCAAGAAGGCAGUGGUGGCCAUGCAUGUCGUGGCCAUGGCGAUGUGCGUGAUGAUCGCGCUUACGCAGGUGCAGACCGUCAGCGCGCGGUCGACAUCGGUGUUCUCGGCCUCGGUCAAUCAUCUGCGCCACGGGCAGCACCACGACGGCGUGCACCCGCAUCUGAGAACGCAUUCGCGCAAGCUGUCGUCGCUGGUGCAGACGCCGCCGCUGCUCGUGCCGUAUCACAGCGGGCCCAUCUUGUCCUCCGACUCGGAAAUUCCCAUCUACAUUAUCUGGUACGGCGAAUUCAGCGCGGCGCAGCGAGCGACCGUGACGGAUUUCUUCGCUUCUUUCGCGCACGAGGCCGAUGGCGGCGGUGAGCCCAGCGUGAGGGGCUGGUGGAAGGCGACUGGGGCUUACAGAGAUGGCAGCGGGGCAGCCGUCUCGGCCGCGGUGGAGCUCAAGGGCGAGGCGGUCGACGACUACUCGAAGGGCAAGACGCUGAGCAAAGAAGAUGUCCAAUGUCUCGUGGAAGGGGCUCUGGCCUCGGGCGCAUUCCCCGCGGACGCCGGCGCAGUCUACUUCGUGCUGACGGCUGAGGACGUGAAUGUCGGCACCUUCUGCAUGAACACCUGCGGAUCGCACCAUUUCAUUGCGCCCAAGGGCGUCACGCAGCACAAGCAAUUGCCGUUCGCGUGGGUCGGGAACCCCGGGACGAAGUGCGCCGGCCGCUGCGCCUGGCCCUUCGCCAAGCCCCAGUAUGGCCCUCAGACCGAGCCCCUCGUUGCGCCCAGCGGAGACGUGGGGCUCGACGGCAUGCUCAUCAACAUUGCCGCCGUGCUGGCCGGCGCUGCCACCAACCCCUUCGGCAACGCUUUCUUCCAGGGCGACGCCUCGGCGCCGCUCGAAGCCGCCACUGCAUGCGCAGGCACCUACGGCGAUGGCGCAUUCCCUGGCUUCCCUGGCGCUCUUCUGGUGGAUCCAGCCUCCGGCGCCAGCUACAACGCCGUCGGCUUGAAUGGCCGCCAGUUUCUUCUGCCCGCUCUCUACGAUCCGACCACGCUGUCUUGUCGCGUGGCUUACAGCCCGGCCAUCGAUUUGGUGGUUAUGGAUGAAGGUGGCAGCAGCAGCAGCCGUGUGGACUCUCAGUAGGUGGCCGGAUGGUUGGUUUUACGACCCAGUCUGUUCUUGCGGAUCGUGAGGUCGGGAGAUGAUCUUCUUUGGCCUCACAGGUUCGUCGCUCGUCAGCUUGGAAGUGCGUUUGUGCUGUUGCAUGAGGCUGCACUGGAGCUGGGAUGGCUGAGCUUUGUGCAGCGGUCGAGGGCUCUAGAAUCAUGGAUAGCUCGAGGUGGUCGAUCGUUGCACAAGAUGGGAUUGAGAUGAACGUGUACAAUGGUGUUGCGACUUUUAGAAUAGAUUGUCGGAUAAUCUGUCGUUGUCAUUAGUGGUUUGUAUGAAAUGACGGUACGCAAUUUUGUAGAAUAUCGGGAAUGCCAGCUCCCUGACUGUGGAAGAAUGUAUAGUGUAGAGACAAUUCUUUCCCCAUAUCAAUUGUUUGUACAGAAGAUGAUACGCAAUUUUGUAGAUUAUAGAGAAGGGUAGUUCUCUCACCUUGAUAGAAUGUACAGUGUAGAGAUAAACCUUGAUUACUACUUGCAGCUUACUCCAUUUUUCUUAUAUAAAAAUGUCUAUAUUGCUUGU
This is a messenger RNA of Marchantia polymorpha subsp. ruderalis, 2317 nucleotides long. NCBI's taxonomy places the organism in Eukaryota, Viridiplantae, Streptophyta, Marchantiopsida, Marchantiales, Marchantiaceae. The record is from the annotation of a GenBank genome assembly.